UGCGCGACCUCCAAGCCGAUAACUGGUGGGAGAGGGCACAGGAUCGAGACAACUGGCGUGUACUCGUGUCGGAGGCCAAGAAUUUUGGACCGCUCCGCCAUUAAGUAAGUCUCUUUGUUACCUUUUCACGGUUAAACAUCUGAAUCGAUUUAGGUAAAAUUUGGCAUGAAGCUAAAAAGUUUAAGCCCUAGUAAAUCCUAUGAGAUUGACAGUGGGAGCAUUUUCCAGAAAAAGGCAGCGCUAGCCGUGCCACCCCCCGCGGCUGGCGCCGGAGUGGCGGCGCACUUGUUGCGCCGUCUGCCGUCCCCUGCUCUCCGCGUCUCGCGUCCUGUCUGCCUAUUAACAACAUUUUUCGUGUAUUUGGCUUCAUCUCUGAUGUAGUCUGAUCUCUACAUACGCAACUACUACGCGUCACAUGAGGUCUGAUUUAAACUGGUUCUUAGGCGGAAUCAUGGGAAUGUCUUACAGGACUAACUCAGCUUUUCAGCUGAGCGCCUGUCGAAACCGCGAUUUACUCCCUUUUAGUACAUUGACGGCUUGAUAUCAAUUUCUGAGCACAUUAAAUUCUCUGGGAUUGCAAAUAUCGUUUUUAGAAAAUUUGCCAAAUAUGUAUACAAUUAUAGUGCUAUGGUGUAUUAAACGUGACGUCUACUUUAAGUAUUAGUUGUCUGGUCGCUGGGCGUAGGUCACACACGUAUAAAAAUGUUUUAUUACUGAUUGUUUUUCGUACCUAUUGAAACUAUAAUAGUAGUUGUGGCUAAAAGAGUAGAGUGUUUGGCAAGAGAGUUAACCAGUAGAGCUGGAACAGAACAUUUCUCAAGGAGGUAUGUACAUAGAUAUGUUUAAUUGAUAUAUUCUGUGGCCAACAUACACAUUGUCAUUGGUCUUAGGUUACUUAACACAAUUUUCCAAAUAUGAGUCCACUUAGAUAUAGGUACCUACCAUAUUAAUAAUAGUAGAUAUUUCUAACUCUACAUUACCUAGCCCAAUUUGAAAGUCCUCCGCGCGCAUAUAAUUUUGCUGCGCCCAAAGUUUUGCUGUCGACAAAUCGUUAUAGAAAUGCAAAAACAAACAUGGAUAUCCUGAUAAUAAAAUUAAUAAGGUUCCCUUUCUCAGAGCUAUUCGCUGUUCUGUUUGCGUGCUGUCAGUCAUUUACACCGCUCAGUAAAGAAUUAUCUCAGUGUAGCAAAUCUAGCCACAAGAUGGGGCGCGGCGGUGGCGUGCCUCCCUCCCGGCCCCCCUCGCAGGCGGCGUACUUCGUGGCCCUGGCCGGAGUAGCGCUGCUGCUGCUUAUGCUGUGCUGCUACUUUCUCUACUUUUGCAUCAAGAAGAUCAACGAACUGUCGGAGCACGAAUCAUUAUGUGGUGCACCCGCUUCACGCGCUCAACCUACGCCCGCGCGCAACGACGCCUACCCUGUGCAGCCAGUGGUGAGGGACAGUGCAACAGCGAUGGCAAAGUUAUGCAAGGAGCUGCCGAGUGGCGGCGGGCGGGGCACCGUAUUCCCGGCGGCAACGUCGCCCGCGGCCCUGCUGGCGGACACCGGCGCGGGCGGCGCGCGCGCUGGGUCGCUGGCGUCAGGCAGCGACGGCGCCACCCUCAGCGACGAUACCGCCACUACCGGCACUAGCAUGGAGUCCCCCCCGCCGGCCAUCGCGCCGGUACCUGACAGGUAAACCAUCCCACCCAGGAUCAUUUAGAUGAAAGUAAUUUUCAGUCGUGACAAAUAUAUAUAUCGGUCACUUGUGCUUGUUUUGCAAUAUUACAACUUUUUGUCACCUUUGCCAGAGGGCCUUACCAGUGGGUGUCUGCAUUUAAAAACUCAUUCAAUUGUCCGAUACAAUCGGUCACACAAUUUAACGAGUUUUCAAAUUCAAUAGAACCUACAGAUAUAGGUAGUGAAUAAUGCUUUACCAUCAGUAUUGGGAGCGUGCACGACUGUCACGCAACCUAGUGUCCGCAAUUCUAGGGGAAAACGUCAAUUCACUACAUCUUAUAAAACUACUCCAAAACUAAAAACUACUGAACGGAUUUUCAUACGACUUUCAUCUAUCAAUAGAGUGAUUCUU
Messenger RNA from Cydia pomonella (codling moth), 2069 nucleotides. RefSeq lists its product as uncharacterized. The record is from RefSeq and is a predicted model, not a curated record. Bases 1074 to 1676 code for a protein of 200 amino acids. NCBI's taxonomy places the organism in Eukaryota, Metazoa, Arthropoda, Insecta, Lepidoptera, Tortricidae. The transcript is spliced from 3 exons.